AUGGAUAAAGAACAGUUAGGUCUUGCACAAAACAAACUAACAAACCUUAAACCUGACAUGUUUAUCGGGUUAAAUCUGAUGCUCCUUCAUUUACAGCAAAAUGACAUCAAUGAUAUCCAGGCCGAAACAUUUAAUUCAAUGUCGCGACUAAAAACCUUGUUCCUGUUUCGCAACAAACUAACAAAUCUUAGAGUCAACAUGUUUGCAGGGUUACAAAAUUUGUUAUACCUUUUAUUACAAAAUAAUGAAAUCAAUGAUAUUCAGACUGGAACUUUUAAUCCAACUUCAAAGCUUAAAAUCUUGGAGCUGGUAGGCCGUAAGAACAAACUCUCAAGCCUGAGACCUGGGAUGUUUACAGGGUUGGGUGACUUGGAAAAACUAACUCUACAAAUGAAUGCCAUCAAUGACAUUCAGAAUCAAACCUUCAAUCCAACUGCAAAGCUUAAAAGUUUGAAUCUCAGUUGUAACAAACUAUCAAGCCUCAGAGCUGGUAUGUUUACAGGGUUGGGUAACUUGGAAACACUAGAGCUGCAAUCGAAUGACAUUAGUGACAUUCAGGCUGGAACAUUUCUUCCAACAUCACAACUAAAAACCUUGAACCUAACUUCCAACAUGCUAACAAGACUUAGACCUAACACGUUUACAGUGUUGAGAAACUUACAGGAACUCUAUUUAGGAUCUAAUAACAUCAAUGACAUUCCAGCUGGAACACUCACAGGCAUUGCAAGUCUGUCUGUGCUAGAUUUGGGGGAUAUUCUGGUGUGUGAAGCUUCAGGUAUCCCCACACCAGACAUCACAGUGACUCUCCCAUCUGGACUAAACAAAACAAUGCAGUCAGGGGGGAGGGUGACUGUGGGGGCCAACGGCCUUAAAGAACCCAAAGCAGCUAAUGUAACAGAUCAGACAGCACUGAGUGAGUCUCAGGUUGUCAUGAAAUGCAUGAUAAACCCACAGUACAACACAGUGACAGCAUUCUCACAGCAUACAUAUGAAGAUGUGGAUAAUUUGUCCCCAAAAGGCCCCACAGACCCAAACUCUAAUGGCUGCACAGCCAUAAACAACACAGCUAAUGUGACAGGUAGUCAAGAUCAGACAGUGCUGGGCGAGAUUACCACAAAAUCUCCCAUGAACCCACAAGAUGACUUGGAGCCGACUGUCUCAGAGCAAAUAUAUGACAAUGAGGAUAUUUUACCAACAAGCCCCACAGUUUCAGACUCUUGUGAUAUGAAAACUACAAACCAGCAAGUUAAUGUUGCAGCCAGCCAAGAUGAGACGGCAUCAGAUUGUUAUCAGACUGAGACUAUCCGUAAAUCCUCGAACCAACACUAUGGCUCUGGAACUGCUGUCUCCAAUCAGUGUGAUUAUCUGUACAAAGAUACAUCACCAAGAGCGUAUAGACUAUAG
Branchiostoma belcheri (Belcher's lancelet) is the source of this 1404-nucleotide messenger RNA. Its product is annotated as leucine-rich repeat-containing protein 15-like. The transcript has 4 exons. The record is from RefSeq and is a predicted model, not a curated record. Gene Ontology annotation, cellular component: extracellular matrix. Lineage: Eukaryota; Metazoa; Chordata; Leptocardii; Amphioxiformes; Branchiostomatidae. Gene Ontology annotation, molecular function: protein binding. Bases 1 to 1404 code for a protein of 467 amino acids.